Molecule: messenger RNA, 2522 nt
Organism: Fusarium verticillioides 7600
Lineage: Eukaryota; Fungi; Ascomycota; Sordariomycetes; Hypocreales; Nectriaceae
Exons: 2
Coding region: 665-1843 (392 amino acids)
Source: RefSeq, a predicted model, not a curated record
UGAGAUAUUGAGAUGGAGGGGCCCGAGGCUACGGGAGAGGGGAGCUUUGACCUAUCAGCCAAUAAGACGUUGCGCCUGAGACAGGACACACUGUCACGUGUAUCCUCACCACCAACCUCAGACGCCUUCUACACAGUAUUAGUCUUCCGUCUUCAACCUCACACCAACAAACACUGUGACCUUGCGAUAUUCGACAGGUCAGACUUUCCUCAGCGCCUCAUUCAGGCCGCUGGGCCGGGGAGGCCAACCAGAACCGGCCCUGUCCCGCGGACGCAGACCCUUCAUGUCGGCAUCCAUUGCCUAGAGCAAGCCGCAUUUCUUUGUUCUUUGCCUUAGCAAGCACACGCUUUCAUUUCGUCAAAGAUUUACGCCAACGCCAUAUGGCUAACUCCUUUGUGUUGAAAUCUCUGAAGUCGGAGCAUGUUGGGGCAAAUUAGCAGCGCAUAUGUCAUCCUUUCAUUAAGAUCGGACGCCAUUUUAUUCCAAUAAUAAACAUUUAUCAUCCUGCCAUGGGAGUAAGGGCUACUCCUUGUUCCUGACAAUACUUCACUCUCCCAUCCUCCAGAACCAGCAGUGUCAAACUCCUUGUUUGUGUCUCAUCCUUAUCUGCCUACUCAUAACUUCUCCAAUAUCUACGUGAAACUCCUUCUUCGUUAUAUCAAAUAUGACCACAGUCGCCUCCGAAGCCAGAACUCGACCACCCAUAGAACCCAUCCAAACUUCAGGCCCUGGUCUCAAUGUCCGGUCUUUAAGAUCCCGUACCAUCCAGAAGAGCUCGUCAUGGACCCCUUCACCCCUAUCACCACACAGCCGACCUCUUCCACAACUUAGAGAGCCCAAAGAUGAUGAUACGAAGCAUGACGAUGACACAAAAGUUGAUCAAUUUGAACCCCGAAAGCGUGAUCUUCCCAAGCUUGAGUCCGGUCUACGCAAUGUCUCCUUGAGACCGGUUGCACCACUUUCUCUCCAUAGCCCAGGCUCCAGCACUUUGCCAUCCCGGCCCUCUCCCCUUUCUGCACCACUCUUGGCUCCUCCCGUAUUCCAAAGACCUACUCUGGCAGAUGAAACAAGAAGCAUACUGCUUCAGGAGUCAGAUGCAGAGCGGGGUGAUGAAUCCCCUCAUGUCGACUAUGGGCGCCGACAAUCUGCCCCUGGGGGUCCUUUUCACACCAGAGCCAUGCAUCUUGCUCGACAAAGAGAGCAUCAUCGUCGUCGAUGGAUCGCAGCUUCACACAGAGCUCGUGAGCCUGAGAUAUUGGUGCUACCUGUUGAGCUUCGUCGCUUGUCUCAGUUAUCUUCGAGUGAUGUAGAAGCGUCUUCGCCCUAUCCUUCCGAGAGACGUUUGACUACCCGUGUGGCUGUUCAUUCGCGUGGUCGGAAGUCAAUUAUACUCUCCAGAACCUUCGACUUGGACGAGUUACGAGCUACACAUCCAGUUAUGAGCCCCGUUAAACGACAUCAGGAGAAUAGGCGUGCAUCAGUUGUCACUCUUCAACCUCCUUCUGUCAGCUCCCGAGCAUCAUCCCCUGGAGUCUCUCAUGAGAGGCGUCAUUCCCACGGUGUUCUUCCUAGAGUAGAUGCAAAGCCCUCGCCGGCUUUUGAGCGCAGAGGCUCCCGCCAAGGUUGCGGUUCUGUCCCCAUACGCCUCAGCUAUGCUCGAACAUACCUUCCCAUUCUGGCUGCGGUCAUUCUUUCAGAGCACGUUCGUCCUGGAGACACGGUUGAGCUCCCCCUCCCACAUCCUCAUGCCUGGGGGGACACUGUUGCCCAUGUUUAUACAGGACGAGUCAUGCUUACCGAACCCAUGAAGCAGAACAUCCUGUAUCUUGGGGGCUCAGUCUAAAGCAAGAAGAGAACAAAUCAGGGGCAUUGGUAAGUGAGAAGUUUUGAGCUUCUUGGACAUCAAAUCUUGAUGUGUAGCUGAACUAUGGGAGGAAACUUUUGAAUAUCUCUUGUAAUUUUGGGUGUCGUCAGCGAGUCAAUGUAACAUUUCCAUUCUUUAACACUCGAUUCCUUUCUGCAACAACCACUGAAGUUAAUGGGAGCCGGUCACUUCAAUACAGAGACUAUGAGAUUGAUCGUCUCGGGCUGUAUAGAUGGUGACAGCCCUUUAGUUUCGAGUUGGAUACGUCUUCCGUCGGGCAAUGCUAGCCUUCUGGCAUAGGCCAUAGCCCGUAUACGAUGACUUCAAGCAGCCAUUGCUCCUAGGUGUUUUGCUCUGUAGCCUUUCCAGGCUGGACACUUACAUCGAGAUAUGCGCAUUCGAGCAUCGCGUCGUUCGUGUAAGAGAGACUAUGAACUAAACACCAUAAGAGUUCUGACUCUAUCGACGAAAAAUCUCAGAGGGAUGUCAUGUAAAGGGAACGUUUGAGGCGUUGCAGAAACUAGACUUUUUUUUUCUUUUAAUCAUCUAUCGUAAACAAGAAACGUCCCUGUGAGCCGCAGACUCAGGCAGUCACCAUGCUGGAUGGCGAAGUCAUAAGAAAAUAUAUAGUCUUUAAACGGAAGGAUGCAAAGGAGAC